Chenopodium quinoa (quinoa) is the source of this 1554-nucleotide messenger RNA. RefSeq names its product pyruvate dehydrogenase E1 component subunit beta-1, mitochondrial-like. The transcript has 16 exons. Bases 162 to 1277 code for a protein of 371 amino acids. Gene Ontology annotation, molecular function: pyruvate dehydrogenase (acetyl-transferring) activity. Lineage: Eukaryota; Viridiplantae; Streptophyta; Magnoliopsida; Caryophyllales; Amaranthaceae. The record is from RefSeq and is a predicted model, not a curated record. Gene Ontology annotation, biological process: pyruvate decarboxylation to acetyl-CoA.
UGACCCGAAAAGGAACCGACUACAGACCCAACCCAAGCCAAGGCCCAAAUCGCAACAAAUAGCGGGAAGUCGGGAAGAAAAGAAUCAGCAGGAAGAAGGCGAUCUUUCUCCAAUUCGUUAAUUUUCUACUACCAAGCUCAACGUUUUAUAAUUUUGCAAAUAUGAUGGGAAUUAUGAGGCAGAAAGUGGCUUCUGGAAGCUUCUCUCAACCGUUGCAGAGGAUUAGACCUGCUAUUUUGGGUUUGAGAAGCUACUCAUCUUCUGGAAAACAGAUGAUGGUUAGGGAUGCCAUUAACUCUGCUAUUGACGAGGAGAUGGGUGCUGAUCCUAAAGUAUUUUUGAUGGGAGAAGAGGUUGGGGAAUAUCAAGGUGCCUAUAAGAUCACAAAAGGAUUGCUCGACAAGUAUGGUCCCAAUAGAGUUAUUGACACACCAAUCACAGAGGCUGGUUUCACCGGUAUUAGUGUUGGUGCUGCUUUCCAUGGCCUGAAGCCUAUUGUGGAGUUCAUGACUUUUAACUUUGCUAUGCAGGCAAUUGACCACAUAAUAAACUCUGCUGCAAAAACAUGCUACAUGUCUGCAGGCCAGAUCACUGUUCCCAUUGUUUUUAGGGGUCCUAAUGGUGCUGCUGCAGGAGUUGGUGCCCAGCAUUCCCAGUGUUAUGCACCAUGGUAUGGCUCUUGUCCUGGAUUGAAGGUGUUGACUCCAUACUCAGCCGAGGAUGCUCGGGGAUUGUUAAAGGCAGCCAUUAGGGAUCCUGAUCCAGUUGUUUUUCUGGAGAAUGAAAUACUAUAUGGAGAGUCAUUUCCGAUUUCUGAUGAAGUUGUAGAUCCCAACUUUACUAUCCCUAUUGGAAAGGCCAAGAUUGAAAGGGAAGGGAAGGAUGUGACAAUAACAGCAUUUUCAAAGAUGGUGGGUUUUUCUCUCAAGGCAGCUGAGAUACUGGAAAAAGAAGGAAUAAGUGCUGAGGUCAUUAAUUUACGAUCAAUUCGGCCUCUGGAUAGAGCAUUGAUCAAUGAUUCUGUCAGGAAAACAAGCAGAUUGAUAACUGUUGAAGAAGGGUUCCCACAGCAUGGUGUUGGAGCUGAAAUCUGUACAUCUGUUAUUGAGGAUAGCUUUGAUUAUCUUGAUGCACCUAUUGAGAGGAUUGCUGGGGCCGACGUACCAAUGCCUUAUGCACCCAACCUUGAGAAAAUGGCUCUACCACAGAUUGAAGAUAUCGUAUGUGCUGCAAAGCGGGCAUGUUAUAGAGCAGUACCAGUGGCAGCUGCAGCAUAAGCUUUACCAUACCUUUUAUGUACCUUUCAGAUUUUUUUUUAUUUUUUUUUUUAUGAUGACAGAGUGAAUUUUUUCUGGUGAUGGCACAAAUAUGGUUCAGUUUGAUUUUUCUUUGAAAUAAGUUUAAAGUGCGGGAGAUGGACAAUUCUUCAUGAGCUUUUUUUGAGGAAAUUCUUUGUUGUUGUAGUGUAUGCAUUUUCUCUUAGCUUUGUUUCUUAGCUUUGUUUCUUGUUUGUGCGAUUCAAAUCUUUUUGUAUGGGAUUUACUUUUUGUUGCU